Messenger RNA from Synchiropus splendidus (mandarinfish), 2394 nucleotides. RefSeq names its product glucose-6-phosphate 1-dehydrogenase-like. Gene Ontology annotation, biological process: glucose metabolic process; pentose-phosphate shunt, oxidative branch. Lineage: Eukaryota; Metazoa; Chordata; Actinopteri; Syngnathiformes; Callionymidae. The coding region runs from base 141 to 1673 and encodes 510 amino acids. The transcript has 11 exons. Gene Ontology annotation, molecular function: glucose-6-phosphate dehydrogenase activity; NADP binding. Gene Ontology annotation, cellular component: cytosol. The record is from RefSeq and is a predicted model, not a curated record.
GUUAGGUUGUAACACAUGAUAGCUUAGAAGAUACUAUUGUCACAGAGCGAGUUACAACAUCACACCCAGCACAAACUCAGGGGGAGGGGACGUCUGCCAAACCCAGAGGGAGAGCACAGCAGUGGUGAGUGGAGGUGAACAUGGAAGCAGCGAGUCGCUCGGAGGUGUUCGGCCAGCUCAGGAGGGAGCUGUAUGGGGAGCACGGGUCCGACCGCUCCAACGUCUUCAUCAUCCUGGGAGCCUCAGGGGAUCUGGCCCGGAAGAAGAUCUACCCCACCUUAUGGCUGCUCUUCAGAGACGGUCUGCUCCCGGACCACACCUACUUUGUUGGAUUUGCUCGCUCCAAGCUGAGCGUGGAGGACAUCCUGCAAGCCUGUGGGCCUCAUAUGAAGGUGAGCGACCAGGACCAGGAGUCCCUGUCGGCCUUCACCGGGAGGAACUCCUACCUGAGCGGCAGCUACGACGACGGCCAGAGCUUCCAGCGACUCCACCAGCACCUGUCGUCUCUGCCUGGAGGAGAAAGCAGCAACCGCCUCUUCUACCUGGCGCUGCCGCCCACCGUCUACCACAGCGUCUGCACCAACAUCCGGGCCCACUGCAUCAGCUCUGGAGGCUGGAACAGAGUCAUCGUGGAGAAGCCAUUUGGUCGAGACCUUCAGAGCUCCCAGGAGCUGUCGGUCCACCUGUCCUCCCUGUUUGCUGAGGACCAGAUCUACCGCAUUGACCACUACCUGGGCAAAGAGAUGGUCCAGAACCUCAUGGUGCUCAGAUUUGGGAAUCGCAUAUUUGGGCCCACGUGGAACCGGACCAGUGUGGCCUCCGUGGUCUUGACUUUCAAGGAGCCAUUCGGCACUCAGGGCCGUGGAGGAUAUUUCGAUGACUUCGGCAUCAUUCGUGACGUCAUGCAAAACCAUCUUCUUCAGAUGCUCUGCUUGGUUGCCAUGGAGAAGCCGGCCUCCACCAGCCCUGAUGAUGUCAGAGAUGAGAAGGUGAAGGUGCUGAAGCGCGUCUCCCCGCUCGCCCUGUCGGACGUGGUCCUGGGUCAGUAUGUAGGCGACCCUGCAGGGGAGGGUCACUCCCAGCAGGGGUACCUGGAUGACCCCACGGUGCCUCCAGACUCCUGCACCCCGACGUUUGCUACCGCCGUGCUCUACGUGCAGAACGAAAGAUGGGAUGGGGUCCCCUUCAUACUGCGAUGUGGGAAGGCGCUGAACGAGCGGAAGGCCGAGGUGCGCCUGCAGUUUACCGACGUGCCGGGGGAUAUUUUCGGGGACCGCUGUCAGAGGAAUGAGCUGGUGGUGAGAGUGCAGCCAGAUGAAGCCAUCUACCUGAAGAUGAUGACCAAGAGGCCCGGCGUUUACUUCUGCCCGGAGGAGACGGAGCUGGACCUGACCUACAGGAGCAGAUACAAGAACCUGACUCUUCCAGAUGCGUAUGAGCGACUGAUCCUGGACGUCUUCUGUGGGAACCAAAUGCAUUUUGUCCGCAGUGACGAGCUGCGCGAGGCCUGGAGGAUCUUCACCCCGCUGCUGCACCAGAUGGAGGCGGAGAGGACGCGUCCGAUCCCCUACACGUACGGGAGUCGUGGCCCCCCGGAGGCAGACGAGCUGCUGAAGAGGGUGGGAUUCCGUUAUGAAGGGAAAUACAAGUGGGUGAAGCCCCACUCAGCAUGAAGUCACUGCCCAGCCGAUUCCUCUUCACCACUGUCUCUCAAUCAAUCAAUGGUUGUGGCACUCUUCUGCUGCACCUUCUUCACUCCACCUGGGAUUGAUUCUUGUCCCGUUCCAAUGACUGAGGACGCAGAGCCAUGUCAGCACUGACCCACAGCUGGCUGCAGACCGACACUGGCCGUGACCCCCACAAACCUUUGGCUUGAAUUAAAUAUGUUCACGAUGGAACGUUGGAAAGAGUUUUAUUUGAAACACAGCAUCGGGUCAUUUCACGAGAACCAGCCCCUGAUACCAUCGACGCAGUGACUGGUGUCAUACAGUCGAGUCCCUGAAUUCACGCGGAUGCUCGGAAACCAAGAAGGAGAACCUUGUCAGACAUUCAUCACCAUCGUGAAAGAUGAAAAUCGACACACUGGCCCUCACACACAGACGCGCGACAAACGGAGGCUCUUCAGAAGAGGCUUGACGUUCCUUUCACCGAAUACUUCGACGUUUAUUUCACACCCACGUUUGUAUUUUGUUUGGACCCUUUCAUACACAUAAUAACAAUGUUUGUCAAUAUUAUAUUUCAAGUGUUGGUCAUCGUCACAGUAACGCUGACGACAGUUUGGGCCAUCAGAUUGCACAUUUCAACACAACGUACAUUCACUUUUUUUGUUUCAUAUUUGCGAGUGCAAAUGCUUUUCAGGAUUAUAUUCAUUUCAUUCAUUCAAUAAAUUAAGUC